Messenger RNA from Clarias gariepinus (North African catfish), 1305 nucleotides. Its product is annotated as mpv17-like protein. The coding region runs from base 31 to 615 and encodes 194 amino acids. The record is from RefSeq and is a predicted model, not a curated record. Gene Ontology annotation, cellular component: membrane; cytoplasm. The transcript is spliced from 4 exons. NCBI's taxonomy places the organism in Eukaryota, Metazoa, Chordata, Actinopteri, Siluriformes, Clariidae.
GAAGUAUAACUGAACUUCAUAAAUAAUUGAAUGAGGAUGAGGAAGGUGUUCCCAUGGCUGGCCAACGUGUCCCUGUACGGCUGUCUGUACGGGAGCGGUGAUGUGAUUUAUCAGCGCGCUACUCAGCAGCAGCUCGGCACCGAGAUCGACUGGAAGCGCACGAGGAACGUGGCGCUGGUGACGUUUUGUUUCCAUGGCAACUGGAACUACUUCUGGCUGCGCGCCCUCGAGCGCCGGUUCCCGGGCCGGUCCCUGGCCAUGGUGCUGUCCAAGGUAGCGCUGGAUCAGAGCUUCUCCUUGCCUAUAGUCACCAGCGUCUUCUACACAGGUGUGAGUGUGCUGGAGGGCAAAGAGGACGUCUUUGAAGACUGGAGGAAGAAAUUCCUUAACACAUAUAAGACUGGACUCAUGUACUGGCCCUUUAUGCAGGUCCUGAACUUUGUGUACAUGCCGCUGUACCUGCGCACCUUUUUCAUGGGCUGCUCGGCGUUCCUGUGGUCCAUGUUCCUGUGUUUCUCGCAGCGGAGCGGCGACGGCACGGCGGGCACGGCUCUCAACUGGUUAACCGCCACUGAGAAACAGAUCAUGAGCCAAAGCCCUAAUGGACAGAAGUAAUAAACAGCGACCCUGGUGCCUCCACUCACACACAUACAGACGCGUAUUGCACAAACCUUUAUUUAUACUGUAUAUAUACACAGUACCAGUCAAAAGUUUGGACACACCAUACUGUAAAAUUCAAGUUUUUUGUAUAGUGAUUUAUUUUCUAUUAUUAAUUUUGCAACAAUACCAGAUUUAUUUGGAUAAACGCCUUCAGUAUUGUUUUACAGUGGAGGAAGAGAGAAAAAUCAGGAUCGACCAUGGUAUUAGACAAUAUAUCCAAACUUUUGACUGGUAGUGUGUAGUGUGUGUAUCCUAUAUUUUUAUAUAUUUCAUAUUCUGUGUAUAGGUGACUUAAACAAUUUUUUUAACAGAAUCAGAAUACCUCAUAUGUCCAGGCAUAAUCGUUAUAAUAAUACGCACACAACAGAAAAACACAAAAGAACAGCCCACAACAGACAUGCGUUUUACACGGCUAACAAUUUAAUUGCUCUAGAUAGCAUUCAAUGAUAUUAUUUAAGAUGCCUAGAUAUUGUUCUCAUGUCGCUUCACUCGCUACCGUAACACAACCUCAUUUGUAACACAAUACACUACAUAUAUUUUUUAGAUCUGAUGUAAACUACUCUGUCAGGAGACGUUUAAAUAAUAUUUAGAGAAGGAGUCUCCAGUGUGAGAACAUUGUAAAAGUCUUUAUGUUGGUUUGUUGUU